AUGGGGCGUUUAGGAGAGAUGUCCAAUUGCUGUUGUUUGCCAUUAGGAGGAGGAUGUAUAUUAUCAGCAGUGAUUAUUUUCUUCCGUUUUCUUGGAUUUUUCAUGGAGAAAAAUUCGACUAUUAAGAUAAUUAAUAUCAUAUUAUAUGCUGUAUUGUGCAGUUUUAUUAUGCUUGGAAUAAUAUUUAAGAAUUUUAUUAUAUUUUACAUUGUUACUGCACUUAUAAUUAUGUAUAUAAUUGAUAUUAUUAUAAUAUUUUUUGUUAUUUUGGUGUCUUAUUUAUCAAUUGGCAAUAACUUAAAUUUUACACCUAUAGCGAUCGUGUUAUUUACGUUAUUUACAAGCAUGCUUAUUAUGUUAUUAUUUUUGAAUAUAUUUUUAUCAAUGGCUAAUGUUUUGAAAGAAGGAGGUACAGGAUGGGAAAACAAAAACUAUAAGCAAAUACGAGCGGAGAAAGAUGCAAUUAUUAGUAAGGACGAACAGAAGAUACUUGAUAAUCAAACAGCACAGAAUAACUACAUGAUAUAA
Molecule: messenger RNA, 528 nt
Organism: Plasmodium berghei ANKA
Lineage: Eukaryota; Apicomplexa; Aconoidasida; Haemosporida; Plasmodiidae
Product: conserved protein, unknown function
Exons: 1
Coding region: 1-528 (175 amino acids)
Source: RefSeq, a predicted model, not a curated record